Molecule: messenger RNA, 2856 nt
Organism: Gigantopelta aegis
Lineage: Eukaryota; Metazoa; Mollusca; Gastropoda; Neomphalida; Peltospiridae
Product: S-adenosylmethionine mitochondrial carrier protein-like
Exons: 9
Coding region: 91-915 (274 amino acids)
Biological process (GO): transmembrane transport
Cellular component (GO): mitochondrial inner membrane
Molecular function (GO): S-adenosyl-L-methionine transmembrane transporter activity
Source: RefSeq, a predicted model, not a curated record
CGAGACUGGAGUUUUCAUGCUGUCUGUCAUUUGUUGGUGCCAUGUGACAUGUCUUACUUUUAAUAACCAUGAUAAAUACGUGUAAAAACAAUGAACAAUGCAAAAGACUUUCGAAAUUCUUUGAUUGCUGGUGGAUCAGCUGGGACGAUGGUGGAUGUGAUUCUGUUUCCGAUUGACACACUGAAGACACGGUUACAAAGUCAUCAUGGAUUCACACAGUCGGGUGGAUUUCGUGGGAUCUACUCGGGGCUUGCCUCAGCUGCUUUAGGAUCAGCUCCAACAGCGGCUGUGUUCUUUAGCACCUAUGAAGUGAUCAAGACCGCGUUCCACUCCACAGACAAACAAUCCUUGGCUCCAGUAGUACACAUGAUUGCUGCUUCAGUUGGUGAAGUUACAGCCUGUCUGUUACGAGUUCCAGUGGAAGUAGUGAAACAACGGACUCAGACCAAACACUCAUCCACUUCAUUUAAUGCAUUCCGCAAGACAGUCGCAACUGAGGGAUUCCUUGGUUUGUACAGAGGGUACAUCAGCACCAUAUCCAGAGAAAUCCCAUUUGCAUUUAUACAGUUUCCACUGUGGGAGUACUUCAAGGUUCUGUGGUCCAGAGAAUCAGGUGUACCCAUUACUGCAUGGCAGUCUGGUAUAUGUGGAGCACUGGCAGGUGGCAUUGCAGCUGGUAUUACUACGCCACUUGAUGUAGCAAAAACUAGAAUUAUGUUAGCAGAGAAAAGCAGCAAGAUUGCCCAAGGCAGCAUUCUGUAUACUUUAAGACAAAUCAGGUUGCAAAGGGGCAUUAAAGGGUUAUUUGCAGGAGUGGUUCCUCGAGUGAUUUGGAUUUCUAUUGGUGGUGCUAUAUUUCUCGGAGUAUAUGAAGAAGUCAAAAUAAUACUAAACUCACAGACCUGGAACGUCUAGCAUUGUAAAUAAACUGUAAUUAAUAAUGAAUAAUUAGUGAUAUAAAAUAAUUUAUAAGCCUUGCUGUCAAAAUAAGCAAAGGUUUAUUGAAAAUGUGUAAUACAUUUUAACUCUGUGUUCAUAGUAAAGAGUGUAUGUUUAGGUUUAUUAACCAGAGGGGCAAGAUUUAGCUCAGUUGGUUGAGUGCUCGCCUGAGGUGCUUGUGUCACAGGAUUGAUCCACCUCAACUGAUUGUAUUUUUGCUUGUUCCAUCCAGUGCACUACAGCUGGUCAAAGGCUAUGAUAAUAUGCUUUCCUGUCUGUGGGAAAGUGCAUAUAAAAGAUCCCUGGCUGCAUUAGGACAAAUGUAGCGGGUUUCCUUUGGUGACUACGAAUAAGAAUUACCAAAUAUCUGACAUCCAAUAGCCGAUGAUUCAUUCAUCAAUGUGCUCUAGUGGUAUUAUUAAACAAACAAAUUUUAUUUUUGAAAAUGUGUGAGCCAUUUUUAACUCCGUGUUUAUAGUAAAGGGUGUGCAUGUUUAGGUUUAUUAACCAUAAGUUGUCUUUCACUGAUUAGAUACCGACAUUCAUAUUUACUCAGAACCUUGGUUGAUAGAAUUAGAUUUUAAAAGUAUGCAUCUGACGGGCAGAUGAAGUUGAGAUAUUAGGAUUGGGGGCUGGGGACCCUGGAUAGGGGUGAUAGUGCAUAAUUAUGUCUGGAUUUUUAGUGAUCUUUACAGUGUUUCUCUGUCCAAAACCUGUUAUAGUUCAGGCUGAUAUUUUGAAUAUAUUCUGAAUUGGGGGUGGUGUGGUGUGGGGGAGAAAUCAUUUUAGACCAUUAUGCAACCCUAACCCUAGGGCCAAUCUCAGUACACAACCACCUGUUUUAAAAGGUCCAUUUUUAUAUUUUGUAUUACCCACAUUCAUAUCUGAUUAUGGGAUGGUGCAUAUAAAAGAUCCCUUGCUGCUAAUCGAAAAGAGUGGUCCAUGAAGUGACGACAGUGGGUUUCCUCCCUCAAUAUCUGUGUGGUCCUUAACCAUAUGUCCAACACCAUAUAACGGUAAAUAAAAUGUGUUGAGUGUGUUGUUAAGUAAACCAUUUCCUUCCUUCAUAUCUGAUUACAAAUGAAUCUGUUAAGAGUGGUUGGAGUGAAUUAGUGAGUAGUUGUUUGUGUGUUCAGGUUUUUUAUAUAUUUAUAUAACAUAUAUGUACUAUGUUGAUGUUCUGAAUAAAAAAGAAGACAUAAAAAAAAGCCAUCAAUUUUACGGCUGGUAGGUAUUGGGUUCAUAUCCCACUGCCGGCUUCCACCCACAAGUUUUAAUGACUCAUUAGGGAAGUGUAAGAAUUGACUGCUCUCCCAUUAACCAUAACAAGUAACCAGACAGCUGAGAAGAGUUUGCUUGAACCUUAACUGGAUAUAAGUAUUAAGAUCAAGUUAAAACUAUGGAUUGUGAUUCAGUGGUUGAGAACUGAAGGUGGACUGAGGAACUGUUUUUGGGAUAAGACCCAGUGUAAAAGGGCACAUGGACAAACUCUUGAAAAGGGCACCUUAAAAUACAUUUGGAGUAACCAAAUUAGAAAUAUGGGUUAGGCACAUCUGCACUGACCUGUCAUUAUCCUAUCUCAUGAUGGAAAACAAGUUACAACUUUAUUUUGUGACAUUAACAAACAAUUUGAAUGAGGUUAACAGAAGGGUCUAAUUUACAAAUUAGUAAAUGUUGGAACAAAGAGUAAACAUUUGACUGGUCAGAGAGAGAUGUCGCUAAUCGUAAACGAACCAAAAUGUAUACACAAAAAACAUUUCCACUGGUGUCCCACAUGGUUUCAUCUUGGGUCCUGUCUUCUUUUUGAAUACAUUAUCACUGUAUGGAAUUGAAUUGAAUAUUCAUCUGUUGACAAUACUGUGUUUACUUUGUUUUACAUUACUGUGAUAAUCCAGAAGAAUAAAAAAAUUAACAUUC